Molecule: messenger RNA, 618 nt
Organism: Penicillium salamii
Lineage: Eukaryota; Fungi; Ascomycota; Eurotiomycetes; Eurotiales; Aspergillaceae
Source: the annotation of a GenBank genome assembly
AUGGGCAUCUCUGCAAUUGCAUGGCUCUUGGUAGUCAGCCAGCCCCUGCUGAGUGGAGCACUGCCGACACCAUCACCACCUGGAAUCCCAUCCACUUCGACAGCAACCAGUGAGCUUGCAGGCUUGACGGUUGCCGCACAGGGGUCGCAGGAUGGAUACAGUCGGACUUUAUUUCCGCACUGGAUCACUCAAAGCGGCUGCAACACACGGGAGGUCAUCCUAGCGCGGGAUGGAACCAACGUGGUUCAAAGCUCCAGUUGUGCGGCCACUAGUGGAUCCUGGUAUUCUCCGUACGACGGUGCCACUUGGUCAGCUGCAAGUGAUGUUGAUAUCGAUCAUCUUGUUCCCUUGUCGAAUGCAUGGAAGUCAGGUGCAGCCAGUUGGACAACAGCAGAUCGUCGCGCCUUUGCCAAUGACCUUACCAAUCCCCAGCUUCUUGCCGUCACCGACAGCGUGAACUCGUCGAAGGGGGACAAAGGCCCAGAAGAUUGGAAGCCUCCUCUGGCCUCGUAUCAUUGCACAUAUGCGAAGAUGUGGGUGAAGGUCAAGUCCGUCUAUAAACUUACUGUAACUUCAAAAGAGAAGGCUGCUCUGGUUGAGAUGCUGGACACCUGCUGA